This is a messenger RNA of Bombina bombina (fire-bellied toad), 777 nucleotides long. RefSeq names its product cytotoxic T-lymphocyte associated protein 4 (gene CTLA4). The coding region runs from base 1 to 777 and encodes 258 amino acids. Gene Ontology annotation, cellular component: external side of plasma membrane. The transcript has 5 exons. The record is from RefSeq and is a predicted model, not a curated record. Gene Ontology annotation, biological process: T cell receptor signaling pathway; regulation of T cell proliferation. Lineage: Eukaryota; Metazoa; Chordata; Amphibia; Anura; Bombinatoridae.
AUGGGGAACAUAAGGAAUGGGUCAGAGACAUUAAAAGUAUGGGACAAUACCAUUAAUAAGAACACGGGUAUCUCCACAAAUCCCUCUCCACUUACACCGAUACUCAAUAACCCUGAGAUUCCUAUAGGUCGUCAACCUACGAAGGAGUCCUCAUUCACCAUUAACUCACUUAUCACUAUUUACACACUUGUACGUGAAGGUAUAAAGGUGACACAUUCAGUCUUAGCCAGACAUGGAAAUGCUACUUUGGUCUGUGGCUAUAAGGUCCUCGGCAAAGUGGAGGAAAUACGUUUCAGUUUGCUUAAAAUAGCAAAUAAUCAAAUCACAGAAAUCUGUGCUGCCUCUUAUUCAAAAAAAUAUGAGCCGUUUGUGACUGGUGAUGACAUCCUUUGUAAGGGGAUUCCAGGUCCCAGUAAUGUAACUCUACAAAUAUCAGGCCUACAAACACCAGGCUAUGGAAUUUACUCUUACAAGAUAGAAGUCAUGUACCCUCCUCCAUAUCGAACUAUGAAGGGCAACGCAACUUUCAUUUAUGUUCCUGAUGCCCUUCCAGAGGCACAGAAAGCAGUUGAUCCUGUUGAAUCAGUCAAGUCUGACCUGUAUAAAUGGGUUCUCCUUGCCAUCUGCUUGGGUAUACUAUUUUACAGUAUAGUGGUUACCAGUGUUUUGCUUUUUAGUAAGCUAAGAAAGAAGAAGUGGAACAUUGGACUUUAUGAAAAGAUGGUUGAAGGAAGCCAAGAGAAACACAUUCCUCCCUAUUUCAUACGUGUUGACUGA